UUGACACCGUCACCCCCCCUCCCCCCUCCCCACCGAAUGAGCGCGGCAGCACGCGAAGGCGAGGUCUCAUCUCUCGCGAGGAACGGCGCCGUUAUCGAAAUCUCUACAAACAACACGAGAAUUCAUCAUUCACACGCUGUGAACAAUGUCGCAGCAGGAUUUGGAAGAAAUUGUGCAAAUAACAGUGGAGGACUUUAAUCAGGAGGACCGUACAGACUUGCUGGACAAUCAUGAAAAUGAUGAAGAAAGGCCUCAGAGGAAAAAGAGGAAAUUAAGCAACAGUCAAGAGAACAACAUUAACAACAACCAAGACAUAUCUUUUAUUAAGAACCUUUUUGUUUCAUUCACUGCAUCAAUCAGCCAGCGACUGGAGGGAAUUGAGUCAAAGUUACAGGCUCUUGAUGCCACAUGCAAAGCCCUUGGACGCAAACUGGACAGCAUGGUGCCCUGUGCCAAGAGUCCUAUUCAGGUUCCUAUGGUUGCAGGGUCACCUCAGGGCGCCACUCAAACUUGGAACAAAGUGCGAUGUGUCGUUCCACAAACAAAUGUGAUUGUGAGCAGUGAAAACCCAAAGGGCCCUUGCCAAGAGGACAUGCCGCUGGAGAACCUGCUCAGCAAUACUGUGACCAGGCGCCGGCAGAACACGAUCCUGGUCAAGGUGCCGGGCCCCGAGGAGAGUCAGGAAGAGCAGGAUAGUGGUUCUGAGGCCAGUGACUCUGUGUCCAACAGUGGCAAUUCCAGCAACGCACAAAAUGGCCAAAAUGUCACACUGAUCACACUCAAUUCAGAAGAUGAUUAUCCAGAGGGCACCUGGUUGGGCGACGAGAACAAUGCAGAGAUGCGAGUCCGUUGUCCAGUGUCCCCGGCUGACAUGCUCCAUGUCAGCUCCAACUGCCGCACUGCAGAGAAAAUGGCUCUGACCCUGUUGGACUAUCUGUUCCAUCGGGAGGUCCAGGCCAUGUCAAACCUCUCUGGGCAGGGCAAACACGGCAAGAAGCAGCUGGACCCGCUCAUGAUCUAUGGCAUUCGCUGUCACUUGUUCCACAAAUUUGGCAUCAGUGAGUCAGACUGGUACCGCAUCAAGCAAAGCAUUGACUCAAAGUGUCGCACUGCCUGGAGACGCAAGCAGCGCGGCCAGAGUCUGGCUGUCAAGAGCUUCUCCAAACGCACGCCUCGCGGCUCAGGCACAGAGGGAGGCAUUGCAGAAGAAACCGCCCACAUCGAGGCUGCCACCCAGCAAACCUUGCACUACACGCUGGCCAAUCAGCAGGUCCAGUUCCACCGUAUCGGCGAGGAUGGACAAGUUCAGGUGAUUCCACAGGGUCAGUUGCACAUUGCCCAGGUGCCACAAGGAGAGGAGGUGCAGAUCACACAGGACAGCGAGGGAAACCUCCAGAUCCACCAGGUGCAUGUUGGACAGGAUGGACAGGUCCUGCGUGGAGCUCAGCUGAUAGCGGUGGCAUCGGCUGAUGGAGGGGCCACAGCAGUCGAGGGCUCCCCUCUUCCACCUGACAUCCAAGUGCAGUAUGUCCAACUAGCCCCCGUCGCAGAUCACACAGCUGCCGUACAGGCUGCUGAGCUGACUCCAGCCCUGCAGGCGGACAUGGAGGUCAAGGAGGCCAUCCAGGGGGCCAUCCAGGGAGAGAAUGGCGAGGUGGUCCAGAUCGUCACCUCUGUGGCCACCUGAGAGCCCACGUCUGGUUCGACACAGCCUAGAACUCUUGUCCUGUUGCACGGCCGAAGAAGCUGAAUGGAACAUCAGAAGUCGACAGUCUGUUUAACAAACACUGACGGUCAAUGAUGGAAUCGAGUGAAGAUGAAUCUUUUUCAGGUUUUUUUCUUUUGUUUUGUUUUCCCCCUGUAAACUGCUCAAUCGUUGCCAACCAGAUGUGGCAAUGUGAAAAUGUUCACUGAGAACUCGAAAAGACCAUGAUGCUCCAAAAACACUCAAGCCGUGCUCUUUUCAUCACCAGAAGGAACCGGGCCAUGGCAGAAUACACAGUGGGAUUAUUGUCUAUCCAGGGAGUUAUGCUGCGUAUGCAGACCAUCACCCUACCACUUCAUCAGCGCACUUGUUUGUUUACAUCAACAUUGGAAAAUAGCGGCGUUAUUUGGAGUUAAAAUUCUUGGCUAACGCCGAAACCCCUGUGAGGGUUUGUAGAACCUCUGAAGCCCACGUCAAACAGAGGCAGCCCCGUGCUCCUUCUCCCGUCCUCGUCUUGUCACGGUUGGAAAGCAGAUUUAGCUGAGGACAGCUACUCUUGGUUGUGAUUCACUCGGUUUCCCGUCACUCUCCAUGAAUUAGCCCAUACUGUGUCUCCCGGCUGUGAGCGCUUCCUUCCUUUGUUCAGCUUGUUUUCAUAUUACUUCAGCCACACAGCUUUGUUUGAUUUACCUAAUUGUAUUAUGCUGUAAUUUUUGGGGAGCUUUAAUUUCAGAGGUAGAAGACCAUGAAAAAGAAGAGAUGGUGCCAGCGGUUGACACUACAAGUCACUUGUCGAAUACCAAGAAAACCCUGAAGUUGUUUAUCCCCCCCACCAGUUCUGUCUCUGUGAAAGAUAGAUUCAAGUGAAUAAAUCAUGUUUGUGGUAGCCAUGAAA
Messenger RNA from Scophthalmus maximus (turbot), 2600 nucleotides. RefSeq names its product BTG3 associated nuclear protein. NCBI's taxonomy places the organism in Eukaryota, Metazoa, Chordata, Actinopteri, Pleuronectiformes, Scophthalmidae. Gene Ontology annotation, molecular function: DNA binding. The record is from RefSeq and is a predicted model, not a curated record. The transcript has 13 exons. Gene Ontology annotation, biological process: protein localization to nucleus; negative regulation of protein catabolic process. Bases 146 to 1687 code for a protein of 513 amino acids.